Messenger RNA from Trichomycterus rosablanca, 3294 nucleotides. RefSeq names its product DEAD (Asp-Glu-Ala-Asp) box polypeptide 46 (gene ddx46). The record is from RefSeq and is a predicted model, not a curated record. Gene Ontology annotation, molecular function: ATP binding; RNA helicase activity; RNA binding. Bases 52 to 3150 code for a protein of 1032 amino acids. Lineage: Eukaryota; Metazoa; Chordata; Actinopteri; Siluriformes; Trichomycteridae. The transcript is spliced from 23 exons.
UAAACACACAAACAGCGCUAGAAGAAGAGCGGAUAAACGUUGUGGUGCAGUAUGGGUCGCGAGUCUCGACAUUACAGGAAACGUUCGUCGUCACGAGGUCGGUCUGGCAGUCGCUCUAAAAGCCGUUCUCCCAAUUCUAAACGUUCUAAGAAAGAUGAUCGAGCUCGAGAUCGAGGAAGGAGAGAACGCUCUCGAAGCAGAGACAGACGUCGAUCUCGAUCCAGAGAACGCAAAAGACAGAGGAGGUCGAGGAGUCGUGAGCAUAAACGUACCAGAAGUCGUGAGCGCAGGAGGUCCAGGAGUCGGAGUAAAGGACGCAGUAAAGAAAAGUCUGAUGCAGGUGAUCAGGUGGUAGAAAAGAAGAAGAAAGAGGAGAAGGAGGAGGAACGAGUGGAGGAUCAGGACUUUGAUCAGACGACUCUGGAGGAGGAGAUGAGGAAGAGGAAGGAGCGAGUGGAGAAGUGGAGAGAGGAACAGAGGAAGAAAGCCAUCGAGAACAUUGGAGAGAUUAGAAAGGAGCUGGAGGAGAUGAAGCAGGGCAAGAAAUGGAGUCUGGAGGAUGAUGAUGAUGAUGAUGAGGAAGGUCCAGCCUCAGUAGAACAUGAUGAUGGUGAGGAUGAGGAGGAAGAGAAUCAGAAGGAGAAGAAGGAGGAAGAGGAGAAGGUGAAGGAGGAGAAUGGUGAGGAGGAGCUGGAUCCUCUGGAUGCCUACAUGGAGGAGGUGAAGGAGGAAGUGAAGAAAUUUAACAUGGGGACCAUGAAGGGAGGAAAUGAUAAGAAGGGUGGAAUGACUGUAACAAAGGUGGUGACGGUGGUAAAAACUAAGAAAACUCCUCACACCACCAAGAAGAAAGGAGAACUGAUGGAGAACGAUCAGGAUGCCAUGGAGUACUCGUCUGAGGAAGAGGAAGUGGAUCUCCAGACGGCUCUUACUGGUUUCCAGACCAAACAAAGGAAAGUAUUGGAGCCGGUGGAUCAUCAGAAGAUUCAGUAUGAACCAUACCGCAAAAAUUUCUAUGUAGAAGUUCCUGAACUGGCCAGAAUGACACCAGAGGAGGUGAUUGAGUACCGGUUGGAGUUAGAGGGGAUCACAGUGAAGGGGAAAGGUUGUCCUAAACCCAUAAAGACCUGGGUGCAGUGUGGAACCUCCAUGAAAGUUCUAAAUGCUCUUAAAAAACAUAACUAUGAGAAGCCGACGCCCAUCCAGGCUCAAGCCAUUCCCACUAUCAUGUCAGGACGUGACCUUAUUGGCAUUGCCAAAACAGGAAGUGGAAAAACCAUUGCCUUCCUGCUGCCCAUGUUCCGCCAUAUUCUGGAUCAGACACCACUGGAUGAGGGAGAGGGGCCUAUAGCGGUGAUCAUGACCCCCACUAGAGAACUGGCUCUGCAGAUCACUAAAGAGUGUAAGAAGUUCUCCAAACCUCUUGGUCUGAGGGUGGUGUGUGUGUAUGGUGGAACAGGCAUUAGUGAGCAGAUAGCAGAACUGAAGCGUGGAGCUGAAAUCAUUGUUUGUACUCCGGGCCGAAUGAUCGACAUGUUGGGAGCUAACAGUGGACGAGUGACGAACCUGCGCAGAGUUACAUACGUGGUGGUGGAUGAAGCUGAUCGGAUGUUUGAUAUGGGCUUCGAGCCGCAGGUGAUGCGUAUAGUAGAUAAUGUAAGGCCGGAUCGACAGACAGUGAUGUUUUCAGCAACAUUUCCCAGAGUGAUGGAGGCUUUAGCUCGUCGCAUCCUCAACAAACCCAUCGAGGUUCUGGUCGGGGGGAGGAGUGUGGUGUGUUCAGAUGUGGAGCAACAUGUGAUAGUGAUUGAGGAGGAGAAGAAGUUCCUGAAACUGUUGGAGAUUUUGGGACAUUAUCAGGAGAAAGGAUCAGUCAUUAUAUUUGUAGAUAAACAGGAACAUGCUGAUGCUGUCCUGAAAGACCUGAUGAAGGCUUCCUAUCCCUGCAUGUCCCUGCACGGAGGUAUUGAUCAGUACGAUCGUGACAGUAUAAUUAAUGAUUUUAAGAGCGGCGCAUGUCGGUUGAUGGUGGCGACAUCAGUAGCAGCCAGAGGAUUGGAUGUGAAGCAGUUGAUCUUGGUGGUGAACUACAGCUGCCCCAACCAUUAUGAGGACUAUGUUCACCGUGCAGGGAGGACUGGUCGAGCUGGAAAUAAGGGUUACGCUUAUACAUUUAUCACCGAGAAUCAGGUGCGGUACGCCGGUGACCUCAUCAGAGCUCUGGAGCUGUCGGGGUCGGCGGUUCCUCCAGAGCUCGAGCAGCUUUGGGCCUCAUUUAAAGAGCAGCAGAAAGCGGAGGGGAAAAGCAUUAAGAGCAGCAGUGGAUUUUCGGGGAAGGGCUUUAAGUUUGAUGAGACUGAGCACGCUCUCGCUAAUGAAAGGAAAAAGCUACAAAAAGCUGCGCUCGGGCUUCACGACUCUGAUGAUGAGGACACCGCCCUCGAUAUUGAUGAGCAGAUCGAGAGCAUGUUUAACUCAAAGAAGCGGGUGAAGGAUUUGGCAGCUCCGGGUGGCGCCAUCCCUUCAGCUUCAGGACUCACAGCGCCUGCUGCAGGACUCGCCGGCCUCGCCGCGCCGUCACCAGGAAACAUCCAGAAACUGGAAGUGGCCAAAAAACUGGCAAUAAAAAUCAACGCCCAGAAGAACCUCGGAGCAGAAGCACAGGAUGUGAUGCAGCAGGCUACUAAUGCCAUCCUGCGAGGGGGAACCAUGAUCGCACCCUCCAUUUCUGCCAAAACCAUCGCAGAGCAGCUGGCUGAGAAGAUCAACGCCAAACUGAACUACACGCCCAUCGAGAAACUGGAGGAGGAACGACAGAGUGCAGAGCAAACCGAAACCGUCAAAAGAUACGAAGAGGAACUGGAGAUCAAUGACUUUCCCCAGACGGCGAGGUGGAAGGUGACGUCAAAGGAAGCUCUGCAGAGAAUUGGUGAAUAUUCAGAGGCUGCAAUCACCAUCAGAGGAACGUACUUCCCCCCGGGAAAAGAACCCAAAGAGGGAGAGCGCAAAAUUUAUCUCGCCAUAGAGAGUGCUAAUGAGUUAGCGGUACAAAAAGCUAAGGCUGAAAUUACUCGACUUAUCAAAGAGGAACUCAUACGCCUGCAAAACUCGUACCAGCCGACGGCUAAAGGCCGAUACAAAGUUCUGUAGACGGAGACGCUUUGAUGUUUGUUAUUUCUUCAUUAAAUCUGAUUUUGCUUUUUUAGUUUGAUGUAGAUGUGAUUUUGCUUUCUGUGUAAAACAAUCAGUACAUUAGGUUUUCUUUUACACAAUAAACACAUUUUAAACUGAAAA